GCUUUGUCUUCUGCCUCCAUGUCGACGACCGUCGGUAGUCGUCCUCCUCUCGUCAACCGUGCCACUUCUAGGUCUUUGGGACAGAAAUGGGCACGAACAGCCUCUGGUAUCAAGCGACCUCGCUCUCCUGAAAUCGACGCUACCGUGGAAUUCAAACGCCAACGCGCCGCGGGUCCUGAUACUUCAGCACCAAAGUACAAGGACAAGGAGCGCAGACAUACCGAGCGUGCUCAGAAGGAUAAGGAGUUCAAGGACAAAUACUCACGCGCAUUUCCCACCUUCACCUUUCAUUUCGAUCUGAGCCAUCUGGAACCCGAUACCGGUCUUCGGAAGAGCCUUGAGGCCCGUAUUGUACAGCUUGGCGGGGUUAUCGAAGACUUUUUCUCCAAGGAUGUGACCCACCUCAUUACCAAUCAGAAAGGAGAUGGAGAUGACGAUGCCGACAAGGAAAACAAUCCGAAAAGCAGUAUUUCGAAGACGAACUCGACCAUUAAGAGUCCAAGUAAAUCGCGGACUCGCGUCGUCGGAGAUGAUGGUGCUAUGUAUGGUCUUAUCACCAAGGCCGUGGAGUGGAAGAUGAAAACAUGGAGCACAGCCAAACUCGAUAGUGUUCUCUCGCGAUGCCUCGAGGUCCCCAUGCUAACGGGCUCAAACCCUUCCCGGGCAACAAAUGCUGCACAACCUAUGAAUGCUGUUCAACCUUAUCGCUCUCUUGCACGUCUAUUGCAGUCGGAACGUGUCCACGGCUCUACAGAGCGUGAUCCCACCCAGAAACGACAUGACUUUACCUACUUUAGCCGCGGCAGUUACUGGGUCCUCGUUGAAGAUAUGCAGCAAGAAUUAGCUACUAUUGCUGCCCAUGAGUACGAAGUAAGCAAGGGACGUGACUCGAGUAUAAAAGGGUCUUGGCCGGUUGCCCACUGUCAUCCUCACGCAAGAGGGCCUUUCAUUCCCUUUGAUGAUCGGGAGAGGCGACGUUGGGAGAGAAAUAAGAAGGAAGAGAUGGAGCAGAAGGAUGAGCAGGCUCGGGAACAGAAGAAAAAGUUAUUGCGCCUGGAGGCGAUGAAACGGAAAGCUCGUGCUCAAGUUCAUAGCAAAGGUCCCGGUGAUCUUCGGCGGUCCGCGUCAAUGAAUAAUUUACAUCGGAGAGGAAUACUUGAUGAACAAGAGGUCGGAGAGGCCUUAGGCGACGACAAUAUUGACUCAGCAAAUGCAUCGGGAUAUCUGGGAUCUGGUGCCUAUGUUGCAGCUUCAGGGAAUAGUGUCAGCAUCACAUCUACCACCGGCACAACCUCAACCACUGACUACUCGCAUUCCCGUCCUCUUCCCCCGUCUUUACGUGCACAAAUAGGUAACGAGGUGACUACAUCUCGGAGGUUGGCUUCGAUUGCCAAAGAUGGUGAUGGUAAAAGCACAAUGGGUCCUCCUACUUAUAUUCCCACCAGAAGCGGGCUCAGGAAGAGCCGAAGUACCAAUAGUCUACGCCUACCAAAGCGGGAGGAAGGCAGUAAACCAGGAUACUGCGAAUCAUGUCGAGUAAAGUUCGACGAUUUCAAAGUCCACGUAAAAACGAAGAAACACGAUAGAUACGCCAAUAAUGCCGCUAAUUUCUCCUCCCUAGACUUUGUCUUAUCUCGGAUCAGACGUCGAACACGCGCGGAAAUUGAGGCUGAUCAGCAACGGGAAGAGCAGGCUGAAGAAGAAGAGGAAUAUCCUUGCGAUGAUGAUGAUGAAUAGAUGUCUUUGCGUUGGUAGAUUUUAAUUCUUGCAUAUGAACCUGACUUUUUGAGUAUAUCACUCACUACCACCCCUGUCUUCAUUCUACAAGUCGUAUUCGUUCUAUCAUUCCUAGUUUUGUUUAAAUACCCCUCAUUGUAGCAUACACAGCAAUCACAGACAUCAUUUGCAUCGAAAUCAAGUGUACAGUCUUGGGCUUGAGCGUACUACGAGAAUACUCCAUGA
Messenger RNA from Desarmillaria tabescens, 1962 nucleotides. RefSeq names its product Dfp1/Him1, central region-domain-containing protein. The coding region runs from base 19 to 1737 and encodes 572 amino acids. Gene Ontology annotation, biological process: positive regulation of nuclear cell cycle DNA replication; regulation of cell cycle phase transition. The record is from RefSeq and is a predicted model, not a curated record. Gene Ontology annotation, molecular function: nucleic acid binding; zinc ion binding; protein serine/threonine kinase activator activity. NCBI's taxonomy places the organism in Eukaryota, Fungi, Basidiomycota, Agaricomycetes, Agaricales, Physalacriaceae. Gene Ontology annotation, cellular component: Dbf4-dependent protein kinase complex. The transcript is spliced from 5 exons.